Messenger RNA from Drosophila biarmipes, 5554 nucleotides. RefSeq names its product furin-like protease 2 (gene Fur2). The transcript has 16 exons. Gene Ontology annotation, cellular component: trans-Golgi network; Golgi membrane. Gene Ontology annotation, biological process: protein processing. Lineage: Eukaryota; Metazoa; Arthropoda; Insecta; Diptera; Drosophilidae. The record is from RefSeq and is a predicted model, not a curated record. Bases 305 to 5299 code for a protein of 1664 amino acids. Gene Ontology annotation, molecular function: serine-type endopeptidase activity.
CGCUGCCGCAGUCUCAGUCUCAGUUUCAGUUUUCAGUCGUUUCGAUUGCAAGUUUAAAGCCCUGUUGUGUCUGCACUUCUGUGAUUUAUUUCCAAAAUGUGAAGCCGAAAUUCAUUUUCAACUCGUAAUACUCAAUAAUACUUUGGCUUACAUCGAUUUCGAUGCCCAGUGAUACACCAGAUCGUCGGCUAGCAGAUCAAAAAGAUAGAUUCAUGAGUACGACAACAGGAAAGGGACACGUCGCACACGGACUCUUCGGGAGAAUCAAACUACCUUAAUACUAUUAGCUAAAUCCUAGUUGAAUAUGUCAAAUAAAGGGUCCAUCGGUGGAGUGGCAUGCACGUCGCCACAGAUCGACACAGAUCAAUGGUCCGCCUUGGAGAAACAGAGGCAGAUGGACCCGGCACCAGGUCCAUCCUGCUGUGGUGGCCUUAACAAAUCUCUCGGAGAGCCAACGUACCGCAAGAUCGGACGGCGAAAGAUACUCCAGGUCCACGUCCACGACCCCGGAACGACGGCGAAUGCAACGGCGAAACUCAAUAGAAUCUAUUUAUGUACAUUUAACCGGAUGGCACAGAGCUGUAUAUAUUUUGUAUUAUUUUUAGUAAUCCUAAGCCCAAAUACUAGUUGUGCUCUGCGGAGCAGUGGCGCCGAGACUCACAAUUAUGCCGGAAUACUCAGCAACAGUAGUAGAACAACAACAACAGCAACAACAACCAGGCCAUCGUUCCACGAUGAUGGCGAUAGCCACGGCUACAGCAAUAGCCAGAGCAAUAGCUUCAUCCACAGCACCUCACCCAAGGUCGCCUCCGGCCUCCGGGGAGGUGAGAGAGCAGGUCAAGCACAGACCAUUAGUGGCGGCAAGUACGAUGAUAAUAACUAUGAAAAUACUCACACAAAUGCCAGUGCGAAAGAUGAGAAGGCUGAGCAGCAGCUGGCGAACAGCCUCGACUUCGACGGGGUCGAUAUGUUUGGCGCCUUCAGUAUUCCCGAGGAGGCGAUAUACACCAACGAGUUCGCCGUCAACAUUCCAGCUGGCCAGCAAGUGGCCGACGUCAUAGCCAGCAAACAUGGGUUUAUCAACAAGGGACAGAUUGGAUCCCUGGACAACUAUUACCUGUUCCAGCACCAUCAUGUAUCAAAGCGCUCCCUGCGCUCCAGCCGCAAGCACCAGGGAGCCCUGAAAUCAGAGAGCGAGGUGAAAUGGAUGCAGCAGCAGCACGAAAAGGUGCGCCGGAAGAGGGACGGACCCUACCAGGACUUGCCCACCUACAGUCCGUAUAACCUUUUACGCCAACCCGGCGGCUACGUAGUCGAUCAGAAUCCGCAUCUUUCAUUCUCCCCAGAGUCGCUAUCGUUAGCCUCGCACUCGCCGCGCAUGGAGUACCGGGACGUCAGCUCGCAUUUUGUCUUUCCGGAUCCGUUGUUUAAGGAACAGUGGUAUCUGGUGAGUAAAAAUGGUGGAGCCAAGGAUGGCCUGGACAUGAAUGUGGGCCCUGCCUGGCAGAAGGGCUAUACGGGCAAGGGCGUGGUCGUGUCCAUUCUGGACGAUGGCAUUCAAACCAACCACCCUGAUCUGGCCCAGAACUAUGAUCCCGAUGCCUCCUUCGACAUCAAUGGCAACGACUCGGAUCCCACGCCCCAGGACAAUGGCGACAACAAGCACGGAACCCGCUGUGCCGGCGAGGUGGCCGCCGUGGCCUUCAAUAACUAUUGCGGCGUGGGCGUGGCCUACAAUGCCAGCAUUGGUGGGGUCCGCAUGUUGGACGGCAAGGUCAAUGAUGUGGUGGAGGCCCAGGCCUUGAGCCUGAAUCCCGCCCACAUUGACAUAUACAGCGCUUCCUGGGGACCCGAGGACGAUGGCUCCACUGUCGAUGGUCCUGGCCCCUUGGCGCGCCGCGCUUUCAUCUACGGCGUGACCAGCGGGCGGCAGGGCAAGGGCUCCAUCUUUGUGUGGGCCUCCGGCAAUGGUGGCCGCUACACAGACUCGUGCAACUGCGAUGGCUACACCAACUCCAUCUUCACCCUGUCCAUUUCCAGUGCCACCCAAGCUGGCUUCAAGCCCUGGUACCUGGAGGAGUGCUCCUCCACGCUGGCCACCACCUACAGCUCGGGGACGCCGGGUCAUGACAAGAGCGUGGCCACCGUGGACAUGGACGGACGCCUGCGACCCGACCACAUCUGCACCGUGGAGCACACGGGCACGUCGGCCUCAGCGCCCCUGGCUGCCGGCAUCUGUGCUCUGGCGCUGGAGGCCAACCCGGAGCUGACGUGGCGCGACAUGCAGUACCUGGUGGUGUACACCUCGAGGCCGGCGCCGCUGGAGAAGGAGACCGGCUGGACGCUGAACGGGGUGAAGCGCAAGUACAGCCACAAGUUCGGCUACGGCCUGAUGGACGCCGGCGCCAUGGUGUCGCUGGCGGAGCAAUGGUCGUCGGUGCCGCCGCAGCAUAUCUGCAAGUCGCGGGAGAACAACGAGGAUCGGAAGAUUGAGGGCGCCUUUGGCUACACGCUGGCCACGCACAUGGACGUGAACGGGUGUGCGGGGACCAUCAACGAGGUGCGCUACCUGGAGCACGUGCAGUGUCGCAUAACCCUGAGGUUUUUCCCCCGAGGCAAUCUCCGCAUCCUGCUCACCUCGCCCAUGGGCACCACCAGUACCCUGCUGUUCGAACGACCGCGUGACAUUGUCAAGUCCAACUUCGAUGACUGGCCCUUCCUGAGCGUGCACUUCUGGGGCGAGAAGGCCGAGGGCCGGUGGACCCUGCAGGUGAUCAAUGGCGGCCGGCGGCGCGUCAACCAACCCGGCAUCCUGUCCAAGUGGCAGCUCAUCUUCUACGGCACCUCCAGCCAGCCGAUGCGCCUGAAGUCGGAGCUGCUCAGCAGCAGUCCCCAGCUGCGCAGCCCCAUCGGCUCGAAUCCCUUCCUCAUCCCGUCGGCCUCGAACAUCGGCCAGCCGGCCAACGAGGGUGGCAACUUCAACACGGACAGCUUUGCCGGCUACCUCAAUUACCAGAAUAUCUUCAGCAGCGCUGGUUCCAAUCCAGAGCCGGCCACAGCUACGCUGGAUGGUCAGAAUGUGACCGCUUCUGCCAGCUCGUCCGCGGAAUCCGUUGGCUUUGCAGCCUCCGCUGCCCAGCUGGUGGCAGCACCGGAUGCCAGGGAUGGGGACAAGAAGAUCCUGCACUCCUGCGACGCCGAGUGUGACUCCUCGGGCUGCUAUGGCCGUGGACCCACCCAGUGCGUGGCCUGCAGCCACUACCGGCUGGACAACACUUGCGUGAGUCGCUGCCCGCCGCGCUCGUUCCCCAACCAGGUGGGCAUCUGCUGGCCCUGCCACGACACCUGCGAAACGUGCGCUGGCGCCGGACCCGACAGCUGCCUCACCUGUGCCCCGGCCCACCUGCACGUCAUCGAUCUCGCCGUCUGCCUGCAAUUUUGCCCAGAUGGAUAUUUUGAAAAUAGCAGGAAUAGGACCUGUGUGCCCUGCGAGCCCAACUGUGCCUCGUGCCAGGAUCAUCCCGAGUUCUGCACCAGCUGUGACCACCACCUGGUCAUGCAUGAGAACAAAUGCUACUCGGCCUGUCCCUUGGACACCUACGAAACGGAGGAUAACAAAUGUGCCUUCUGCCACUCGACGUGCGCCACCUGCAAUGGCCCCACGGACCAGAACUGCAUCACGUGCCGCUCGAGUCGAUACGCCUGGCAAAACAAAUGCCUUAUUAGCUGUCCCGACGGAUUCUACGCCGACAAGAAACGGCUGGAGUGCAUGCCCUGCCAGGAGGGCUGCAAGACCUGCACCAGCAACGGAGUCUGCUCCGAGUGCCUUCAAAACUGGACGCUGAACAAGAGUGACAAGUGCAUCGUGGCCGGCAGCGAGAGCUGCAGUGAAUCCGAGUUCUUCAGCCAGGCGGUGGGGCAGUGCAGCGCAUGCCACGCCUCCUGCGCCAGCUGCAACGGACCGGCCGAGACGAACUGCAUGUCCUGUGGCCCCAGUCGCCUGCUGGAGCAGAGCCGCUGUGUGAGCGGCUGCCGCGAGGGCUUCUUCAUGGAGGCGGGCUCCGUGUGCUCGCCCUGCCUGCACACCUGCAGCCAGUGCGUUUCGCGGACGAACUGCAGCAACUGUUCCAAGGGUCUGGAGCUGCAGAACGGCGAGUGCCGCACCACCUGUGCCGAUGGCUACUACAGUGACCGGGGCAUCUGCGCCAAGUGCUACUUGAGCUGCCACACCUGCAGCGGGCCGCGGCGCAACCAGUGCGUCCAGUGCCCGGUUGGCUGGCAGCUGGCGGCCGGCGAAUGCCAUCCCGAGUGCCCCGAGGGCUUCUACAAGUCUGACUUUGGCUGCCAGAAGUGCCAUCACUACUGCAAGACCUGCAAUGAUGCUGGCCCACUGGCCUGCACUUCUUGCCCGCCACACUCGAUGCUCGAUGGCGGCCUGUGCAUGGAGUGCCUCAGCUCACAGUAUUAUGAUACCACGACGUCCACCUGCAAGACCUGCCACGACUCGUGCCGCUCCUGCUUCGGUCCUGGCCAGUUCUCCUGCAAGGCCUGUGCGGCGCCACUGCACCUGGACCAGCUGAACAGUCAGUGCGUGCCCUGCUGCCAGAAUCAGACGCUGACCGAGAAGACCGCCGCUGCGCCCUGCUGCAAUUGCGAUGGAGAAACUGGUGAAUGCAAAGCUACCUCAACGGGCGGCAAACGGCGGACGGUAAUCGGCAGUGGAAGUGCCUACAAGAGUGGCGAGCCUGAGCACGGAGCCUUCGAGAGCGGAGGCAAUAGCAGGGAGUUUGUCCUGCGACUGGACUCACCUUUAACGGCCAUCACAGCUAUUGCUGUGGCCAUCUGCCUCUUGAUCAUAACGAUAUUCUCCAUUAUAUUUGCUGUUUUACAGCGCAAUAGCAACCAUGUGUCGAGAAACUCAGUGAGGUAUAGGAAAAUAGCAAACACAUCGUCGUCGGGGAGGCGAAAGAACUUGUCCGCCAAGCCCACCAACGAUGCAAGAUUCAUUUUUAACAUUGGCGAGGACGAAGACACAGACGGUGAUAAUUCCGAGGAUGAGAUGGACGGCCAUGUGGUGGGCACCGAUAGAAACAGGAUCGUCUACGACCGCAAAGGCAAAGAUCUGGGACACGAAUUUUACAUUGAAAGUACAAAUGAUAUUGAUGCGAUCGAGUUUCACUGCAAAGGAGCGCAGAAAGCAGAGUCCCAGCCACGAAGGUGCAAUGAGAGCGGAGGUGGUGAUGAAGAUGCUAUUCAUCCAUCGACAACGAGCCGUACAAACAUAAACAUCCGUAGCUGAUUGAUUGAUUGAUUGUUUGAUCGAUGGACAACGCAACAGCGAACAUAGAUUGUACCAACAAGAACAUUGAUCUUGGUUUUCUUGCUCUGGACUAGUAAAUUGUAACCUUGCUUUGAGGAAUAUAGCGAAUCGAAAUAUUUAACAUCUGAAAAAUGAUAAAAAUUUAUAUGUGAUUGUGAAUUGUUUUUAUAUAUAUAUUUGUAAAUUUAAUGUUUGUAUUAAAUUUUUAUGAAAAAUGUUAUGUCAAGUUGAAAA